Molecule: messenger RNA, 1947 nt
Organism: Sorex fumeus (smoky shrew)
Lineage: Eukaryota; Metazoa; Chordata; Mammalia; Eulipotyphla; Soricidae
Gene: RCOR3
Product: REST corepressor 3
Exons: 13
Coding region: 160-1866 (568 amino acids)
Biological process (GO): regulation of transcription by RNA polymerase II; negative regulation of DNA-templated transcription
Cellular component (GO): transcription regulator complex; histone deacetylase complex
Molecular function (GO): transcription corepressor activity
Source: RefSeq, a predicted model, not a curated record
GGGCGCGCGGGCGGCUGCGCGGCGGGCGGCGGCCAUGGCGGCUCCGCGCUGACGCCUCCUCCCGGCCGCCGUCUCCUCCCCGCCCGCUCGCCCGCGCGCCCGGCCCGCUCCCCCUUCACCCCGACGCCGCCCUCGCCCGCCCCCCUCCCCUCUCCCACCAUGCCCGGCAUGAUGGAGAAAGGGCCCGAGCUGCUGGGCAGGAGCCGCGCGGCCGGCGGCGGCGGCGGCGCCAAGAGCCCGGCGGGCGGCGGGGGCGGCGCGGCGGCCACCAACGGCGGGCUGGCCUCGUCGGAGCCCGAGAGCGGCGGCAGCAGCGACGACGAGCACGGUGAUGUUGGGAUGAGAGUCGGCGCCGAAUACCAGGCUCGGAUCCCGGAAUUCGACCCAGGUGCUACAAAGUACACGGAUAAGGACAAUGGCGGGAUGCUCGUGUGGUCCCCACAGCACAGCGUGCCUGAUGCCAAGCUGGACGAGUAUAUCGCGAUUGCGAAGGAGAAGCACGGCUACAAUGUGGAGCAGGCACUUGGCAUGUUGUUCUGGCAUAAACAUAACAUUGAGAAGUCCCUUGCCGAUCUCCCUAAUUUCACUCCCUUCCCGGAUGAGUGGACGGUGGAAGAUAAAGUCCUGUUUGAACAAGCCUUUAGUUUCCACGGGAAGAGCUUCCACAGGAUCCAGCAGAUGAACAAACAGGAACAUUCAUUCAGAAACAUCAGUGGUACGACUGUGGUUAUACAGCUUCCAGACAAGACAAUUGCUAGCCUUGUAAAAUAUUACUAUUCCUGGAAAAAAACUCGAUCUAGGACAAGCUUGAUGGAUCGCCAGGCUCGUAAACUAGCAAAUAGACAUAAUCAGGGUGACAGUGAUGAUGAUGUGGAAGAAACACAUCCCGUGGAUGGAAAUGACAGUGACUACGACCCCAAAAAAGAAACCAAGAAAGAGGGCAGCACCGAGCAGCCUGUGCAGACCAGCAAGGGGGGCCUUGGGCGCAGGGAGUACCAGAGCCUGCAGCACCGCCACCACUCCCAGCGUGCCAAGUGCCGGCCGCCCAAGGGCAUGUACCUGACCCGGGAAGACGUGGCCGCUGUGUCUUGCAGCCCCAAUGCUGCCAGCACCAUCCUACGGCAGCUGGACAUGGAACUGAUCUCACUGAAGCGCCAGGUUCAGAAUGCUAAGCAAGUCAACAGCGCACUUAAGCAGAGAAUGGAAGGUGGGAUUGAAGAAUUCAAACCCCCUGAGUCGAAUCAGAAAAUUAAUGCCCGUUGGACCACCGAGGAGCAGCUUCUAGCAGUGCAAGGUGUCCGCAAAUACGGUAAAGAUUUUCAAGCUAUUGCAGAUGUAAUUGGCAACAAGACUGUUGGCCAAGUGAAGAACUUCUUUGUAAACUACAGGCGUCGGUUUAACUUAGACGAGGUCUUGCAGGAGUGGGAAGCAGAGCGAGGAACCCAGGCUUCUAAUGGUGAUGCUUCUGCUUUAGGGGAGGAGACCAGAGGUGCUUGUCAUGAGCCGCCAGGGAAGAGCGCUGAUGAAGAAGAGGAGGCGCCUCGGACUCUGGGUCCAUCACCUCCUGCCCCAGCGUCCACUCCAACACCCUCAGCCCCCGUGGCCACGCUGAACCAGCCUCCGCCGCUGCUCCGGCCCAGCCUGCCCACGGCCCCGGCGCUCCACCGCCAGCCGCCCCCGCUGCAGCAGCAGGCCCGCUUCGUGCAGCCCCGGCCCAGCCUCAACCAGCCACCGCCCCCGCUCAUCCGCCCUGCUAACUCCUUGCCGCCCCGUCUCAACCCCAGGCCUGUGCUGUCCACGGCUGGGGGCCAGCAGCCACCGUCACUCAUUGGCAUUCAGACAGACUCGCAGUCCUCCCUGCACUAGAGACCCGGGCAGACCCGGGAGGAAGGACCCAGCCCUGCGGCCCCCACGCGGCCGUGGACGGUGCCUCGUGGCUGAAGUGGG